UUAUGGUCAGUCUCCUUCUAUAAUUUGGUGAUCAGACCUACAAUGGAAAAAGGAGGAGAGGGUGAUAUAAUUCCGAAAAAUGUAAUAGAUGCAGUGAAGAGAAGCCUAGUGAACGUGGAGGAGCUCAGUGUCCACUUGCUCGAGUUCUUGACUCUCUGUGAACCAGAUGUUCUUGCAGAAAUGGCUCCUCUCCAGCGAGCUCAAGUGCUUCUGAUGCUCGCUAGGGCUACUUCGACACUCUAUACAUUGUGGUUGAGGAGUAGUGGAGUUCACCCAGAUAAUCAUCCGGUUAUAACAGAUCUCGAGAGACUAAGCUUGUACCAUGAUAAACUAGAACGGUGUAUGGAUUUGAGCAAGGCACCACUGCGACCUUCCACUACCUUGAAUUAUCAGGCGGCAACUCGUUUUAUUGAGCAUUCCUUGCCGUGUCUUACGCCAGUGCAAAGGCAAAGUAUGAGGGACAUAAGUAGAGGAGAGGGGGGAAAGAGUAAGUUCUCCGAAGGUAGGACUUCCCGAAAAAAGAGGAAAUGCCAAUCAUCUGAGAAGCAAUCUGUUCGGGCUGCUGCUCAAGAUUUUCUUGAGAAAGCAGCCAAGGAGCUUCUAGGUGAUAACAAAGGUGACCUGAAAGGGCCUCUACGGAUGGAGAGUUUGGAUGAAGAAGACAUGCCUAUGAGUUGAUUCUCAUUUUGUUCAGCUUGGUAGAUUUAAAUUACAUGUUUCCUUCAUAACACUCUGUUCACAUUUUCUUUUGGUCUUUCCCCCUUUGUAUUUAACCAGAGUAGUGGAAUUCGCAUCCUUUUUGCCAA
This is a messenger RNA of Telopea speciosissima, 806 nucleotides long. Its product is annotated as nuclear nucleic acid-binding protein C1D-like. Gene Ontology annotation, biological process: regulation of gene expression; maturation of 5.8S rRNA. Bases 43 to 678 code for a protein of 211 amino acids. Gene Ontology annotation, cellular component: nucleolus; exosome (RNase complex). Gene Ontology annotation, molecular function: RNA binding; DNA binding. The record is from RefSeq and is a predicted model, not a curated record. NCBI's taxonomy places the organism in Eukaryota, Viridiplantae, Streptophyta, Magnoliopsida, Proteales, Proteaceae. The transcript has 6 exons.